GGCGGACUGACAGCACUUGCAAAGAUGCCAGCUUGUAAUGUUCAGCUUCUCGGGCCCAAAAAGAAAAAUUUAGCUGGUUUUUCCACUGCAACUUCCCAGUUUCGUGUUGAUCACAUAGAGCAAACAGAGGUUUUUCAAACUACACCACCUGCUCUCAAGAUGCGUGCAUGUCGUCUUGUGGCGGCAAAGUCAACUCUUGCGGCACGUGUUGACUCAAUCAGAGGUGAUCCAUCUGGCAAACAAGGAAGAGCAUAUCGUGAAGAAAUUCGUAAGAAGAUUGAAAAAUGGCAAGAACCACCCCCCGCAAAGGAACCUAAACCAUUUCCGGUCCCUGAUUCUGAACCUAAGAAGAAACGAGGUGGUCGCCGCCUUAGGAAAAUGAAGGAAAGAUAUCUUAUUACCGAUAUGCGGAAACUGGCCAACAGAAUGCAGUUUGGAGUGCCUGAAGAAAGUUCAUUGGGGGAUGGGUUAGGAGAAGGAUAUGGUAUGCUUGGUCAAGCUGGAAACGGGAAGUUGCGUGUGUCGGUUGGUCAAAGCAAGCUUGCUGCCAAAGUCGCUAAAAAGUUCAAGGAUAAACAAUAUAGUAGUGGUGGGGCUACUUAUGGGCUGACUUCAAGUUUGGCCUUCACACCUGUCCAGUUAACCUUUGUGGUAUUGGAGGCAUUAUACAACUGGCGGACUGACAGCACUUGCAAAGAUGCCAGCUUGUAA
Helianthus annuus (common sunflower) is the source of this 711-nucleotide messenger RNA. Its product is annotated as U4/U6 small nuclear ribonucleoprotein Prp31 homolog. The coding region runs from base 25 to 711 and encodes 228 amino acids. Lineage: Eukaryota; Viridiplantae; Streptophyta; Magnoliopsida; Asterales; Asteraceae. Gene Ontology annotation, cellular component: precatalytic spliceosome; U4/U6 x U5 tri-snRNP complex; U4 snRNP. The record is from RefSeq and is a predicted model, not a curated record. The transcript is spliced from 5 exons. Gene Ontology annotation, biological process: spliceosomal tri-snRNP complex assembly; mRNA splicing, via spliceosome.